Messenger RNA from Solea solea (common sole), 5219 nucleotides. RefSeq names its product FH2 domain-containing protein 1-like. Lineage: Eukaryota; Metazoa; Chordata; Actinopteri; Pleuronectiformes; Soleidae. The transcript has 12 exons. The record is from RefSeq and is a predicted model, not a curated record. The coding region runs from base 356 to 2851 and encodes 831 amino acids.
CAGCGAAGUGCUCACAGAACAGCUGCCGGACAGCAAACACGGCGGGGCCAUAGACUGCAGCCAACAAGUCAAAACACUUCAGUAAGAAAGAAAAAAAAGCCCAUAAUCCCUCCUGGUGGGAAGGUGUGUGGACAUAAAUGUCUUUCCUGGGCGUGUCGAGCACACUCAGGUUGUUUCGACACACUUUGCUUUUUCCUGCCUGAUGUCAUUCUCUGCUGUGGACCUGGUCAGGACAAGAGUGAGUGGGCAAUGAGGAGACGCAAACAGAUAAAUAAUGAAGGAUAAUAACGCUGCCGACUCACAACCAAAGAUCAUGAAAGUAUCCCACACCUUCUGAAGAACUCUUUUCCAAAAGAUGCAACCUGGAGGUCCUCCCACUUCCCCAUCUCUACCAGCACCAGCACCAGCACCAGCACCUCCUCCUCCUCCUCCUCCUCCUCCUCCUCCUCCUCCUCCACCACCUCCACCACCACCUCCACCACCACCAGGCCUCCAUGGCCUGGGUCUCUUUCCCAAGGGGGAGCACCGGCGCUCCAAGAUGCGCAAUUUCAACUGGGAAACCCUUCCCAAACACAGUGUGGUAGGAAAGCACAACAUCUGGACCUCGGAUGCGAUUGAUGGAGAAUAUGAGCUGGACACUGACCACAUAGAAGAGCUUUUCAGCCACAAGCAGCAAAAACUCAAGGCCCUGAAUCGCCAGAAACUAGUAACUGCUGGCUCAGGAGGGGAAUUGGUUUCCAUCCUCAGCUCCAAGAGGAGCAUGAACGUUGGAAUUUUCCUGAAGCAAUUUAAGCGGCCUGUAAAAGAAAUGAUUGAAGAGAUAAAAUCAGGAAGUAGUCUCUGUUUUGGUUCUGGAAAACUGAGGGAGCUGUGCAAGCUGAUGCCAGAUGAAAUGGAGGUGAAGCAGCUGGUCAAUUUUAAGGGCGACCAUUUCGCUCUCCCUGAAGCAGAUCUGUUCAUGCUAAUGCUGGUCAGGAUUCCAAGCUAUGAGGAGCGUCUCGGCAGUUUGGUGCUCAAAGAGGAAUUCUUCCCUCUCAUGGACGAAAUAAAAACAUUCAUUGGCACAUUGACUACUGCUGGAAAUGAGCUGCUGGAGUCUGAUCAUCUCCACUCUAUCAUCCGGCUCGUACUGAAGACUGGAAAUUACAUGAAUGCGGGUAGCUACGCAGGCAGUGCAGUUGGCUUCCGAAUGGCUUCUCUGUUGAAAUUAGUGGACACGAAAGCAAACAAACCUGGAAUGAAUCUCAUGCAUUAUGUCGUGAUGCAAGCUCAGAAGUCAGACAUGGCCCUGCUGAAAUUUCCAGAACAACUCCAAAGCAUUGAAGCUGCUGCACGGAUAAAUAAAGGUGAUGUUGAAGCAGAGUUUCGAAGGCAGUUAAAGAAAGUACAGGAUGCCAAGGUGUACACGCUGAAGCAGGAAGACCUGAAGGCACAGACGGAAGAUUUUCUAAAGGAAGCUGAGCUCUGCUUGACAGAAAUAGAGGCCGACUUUCAGGUACUGCAGUCUGUGAGCGACUCUGUGGCUGAGUACUUCUGCGAGGACCCGGAGAAGUUCAGGCUGGAGGAAUGCUGCUCCAUUUUCAACUCCUUUUGUGAAAGAUUUCUCCGGGCCAUGCAUGAAAACAAGGCCCGGGAGAUAGCAGAGGUGACGCGGAGACACAGAGAUAGACUGCAGUGCGCUGUCAAGCGCAGGUCCACAGCUACUUGCUCCAGUCAGGAAAUGGAGGGUGUUGCAUUGGAGUCUGUACUUCAGAACUUCCUUACCAAUCGUGUCUCUCGCAGGAGAUCUGGGAGACCCCUGUCCACUCAAGGAAGCCCUGCGAGCGGCAGCCCAAAGAAUGGAAGCUUAUCAGAAAUUACCUCACAUGCAAAUCUCCUCAGUGUUAAUCAAAAAACAGGUGGCUCAUUUCAAACCAAGGAGAUUGGCGGAAAAGAGUGGAACUCGGCAGACGAGCUCACACAGGCGUCUUCACAAAGCAAAGACCAGUCGACUGGCGAGGUCAGCGAGGCAGAGACUGUCAUUCCUCAUGAGGCAGAGGUGAAAACAACCCAAAAGGACGACUCGAAAGGAUUUACACAUCCAAACAAUAGGACCACCAGCAUCUCCUCCUCGGCCACCCCUGAUGAUGACGAGGAGGAGGAUGUACAGGACAAUACUGAGGAGGAGGCACAAAAGUUGCGCGAGGCAUCUAAAAAAGUGUUGCGCUACCAGAACAGCCGGGGCAGUGUCUCGUCUGCAGAGUUUUCUCUGGAAAAUCAGAAAUCUCCCAGUGCGACUUCCAAGUUGCCUCGUCAGCGCACCCUCGAUGAGGAAACAGACCGGUAUCCCGGAGACCCAACCAACGAGGACCUGAUCAGAUUUUUGAUCAAUCCUUCUUCCAACUCAUGUAACAUUAGUCGCCGCCAUACUCUCCCCUCCAAAAUCCCGAAAACGGAGGAGGAGGAGGACGAUCUGUGGGAUCAGCCUCCAAUCAGGACGCCUAAGAAUCCUACGGCAAGAGAAAACGGGAAACUUCCUGAAGACGCUGCUGAACCCAAUCCCUCAAAACAAGUAUUGGAUUUUCCCGGCACGUGUCACAACUUUAAACAAUCUGAUGCCGAACAACAACCGCAUGUUCCUUCAGACCAUGCUCUGAAUGACAGACACGGGGAUCAAAACCAAGAGGGCAAGUCAGUGGAACCCUCAGGGAACCACGUGCAAAAGAAUAAUGAAAAUAUUCCCCCCAAGAGUAUGUGGAAUAAGACCGACACUUCUGGACUGUUUUAUAGCUUCUUCAAACGCCUGGGAGAUAUUGGCAAACAGCAGAGCAGCAAGGAAACGGUUCAUAAAGGCAGCAGUUCUGAGGUUUAGAGUGGAAAACAUAUGCUUUUUAAAGUCCCUGUAAAGCAACGUGAGAGAUUCUCAUCCUCACACAUUAUAUGUGGCUGAAAACUGUUCAGGGAUUUUUAGGCGUGUUUGGCACGAUGAUGCAGCAGAGUCACAAUGACCCGAGAUGUUGCUGAAAAAACCUGUGACAAAAUCAAAGGAGAUAUUUUCAUCACUCAGCAGGGACUUAAAAGUCAGGGAAUAGUUUCCUCGCCGAUGUCGUAAAUGUUAAUGAGAUGGAGGAAGAGAAAGUGGCUUGAAAGUGGGAAAAAGAGAAAGUGUGCAAAGUUGUCGGGUCGUGUUUUGCUGAGGAAAGGUCAUUGUGUGUGUUGUACCACUAGAUGGCAGUAUGCAACAGUAAUGUUGUUGAGAAACGGGGUGGUGGUGAUUUGAGGGUCUGUGUCAAGUAAGACAAGGGAAUGAUGAGAAGAAUGCAAGAACAUUUUCUUGGACAAUUUGGAAUCCGAUGGAUGAACCAGUCAGUUAUUACAGUGUGUUAUUCAAUACACGUUGAAUGUUAAGUGUUUGAAUAAUGGUAGAUUGUUCAAAAAUGUAUUUAAUUCUCAGUUUGAUUGCUAUUUUUGAUACUUUGAUAGAUUUCCUUGCUCUGUUUUCUCUUUUAAAACGAUGGAUGUCUGUUUCUCUCUCCCCCGCCGCUGUUGUUUGUACACAUGCACAUCGAAAAUGCAAAAGGUCAUGACAUGCGUGCUCUCAGGGUCUCAUUCAAUUCAGCCAUUGUUUCGGUCUUAAAUGGCUCAGUGUUGCAAACGCAGAGCUGAGCCACAGACUGUCAGUGGCAGAGAGAUGAAGAGGUUAUUGGAAACUACCAGGCCGCCUCUAUUCCCCCCCGACACACUGAAUAUGUUAAUUUGCAUCUGUUUAUGUAACUUUGUUGGGAGUUGUGCCAUAAACAGUUACAAAGGUUAGCAUUUCAGGACUAUGAUGUCCAGAUAUCUGACUGAACGCUUACCUGCUGUUCGCAUAAUUAUGUAAAUAAUUAUCCAUGUCAUAUUUAUUUGAUAAUAAUAUUUAUAAGUAAAAAUUGUGCUAAAUUGUGAUUGAGAGUGUUAAAAUAAACGCACACACAGUUUGGUUAACUAAUCCCCACCUGUUCUUUUGUUGCCUUUGCUCUAUAUUCAGAAAUAAAAAAAUAAAUGAUAUAAUAUAUAAACAUAUACAAUGCUGGCUCCACUCUGAAUGAGCUUGUGUGAAUAGUAUUAUUGUAAUUUGUUUGAAAAGAGCGGGGAAGGGGAAAAAGCAUUUUCUAUUUUGCAUUGUGGCUCGGUCUCAUUUUAAAACAGUUUUACUGCAGGUUCCUCUCUCACAAGAGUGAUGAGAGCUUUCAGGUUUAAGACAAAACAAAGAACACUUCUCAUCUUUGUGUAAACAUGAACAAUAUAAAAAUAGCAUCUAUUUUACUGAGCGGUUGUUGUUGUUAUUACAUAGAAUUCUCAGUUCCACUUUAAUUCCCUUCAGAGCCUGUUUUAUGACAUAAAAAUACACUGAUACUUAUUUUUAACUUCAAAUCAUACUCCCUCUGUUAUACAUGCUGCCUAUUAUUUGACUGUAUUAUCUUAUGUGGCUAUCUAAUGCCAAGUAAUUGCUGUCGACAGCAGUGAUUAUAUUAUGCGUGUUGUCUUAAUAAAAGCUGCUGUAAAGAAAAUCCAUUGUCAGCGGUUUAGCCCAUUAUAAUUUUUGCCCAAACUAAUUUGACAGGUUUUAAUGUUUGGUGCAACAGAAAUGUGGAGUUACUGCACCCACAGUCUGUGUUGUGCUGCCUGAUCACUGCCCCUGCUCCUCCUCCUCCUCCUCCUCCUCCUCCUCCUCCUGCUUCUGCUUCUGCUGUCUGGCAAAUGCAGCAGCCAUCUUGACUAAACCACGGCGAUGGGAAGCAGUCUCCAUGGCAACUCGCGUUGCAGAAUGAAACCCAGAGAUGAUUGUAUUUGCCCCUCACCCCAGGCCCCACCCCCAACAAACUCCCCUCUGCCUGCACCAACACAGCCGCCUCACACAGUGAGUGCAUCCACAUUACAACACACUGCCACCUUGUUUCCUAAGGGUUUACAUUUAGGGCAGAAGUUGAUGCUUAUUAAAUGUAAACAUGUUGUUUUAAAUAUUUUGACACCAUUUAAAAAUGUAACGCAAAUAUGUUAUACGAGAAUGAAUAUCUUUAAGUUUCCGUCCGUGCGUUACAGAUAACGUGUUGAUGCUGCACCUCAUUUGCAAUGUAACACACAAAGGGCUGCAUGGAGCUGUUUAUUGAUUAAUCAAUGAUUAGACGACUACUAAAUUCAUCAAUAACGCCGUUGUUGUUUUUGACGAAAUAAAAAACAAAUUGUCUGAUUUCAGCUUC